GGUCCACUCGGGUCAGUGGAGUAUCCGGGCUCGAUUGCGCAAUUCAGCAGCCCACGGCACAUAAAGCUACUUGUAUCGUUGCUGCUUCUGCUGCUGCUGCUUGUGAAGGGACACUUCAUCCCACUCCGGGUCGGACGUCUGGGUUUUUGAACAGCAGGCCACGUCUUAAAUAAGAGUAAAAUGUCCGAUGAGGCUGAAGGAACGAGGACGUUGGAAGAACGGGUGAAUUGUCUCUUUUUGUAUGAAAUGGAUGAUACGGUUAUUAGUCCAGAGAAAGCAGAAGAGGCCAAAUUAAAGGCCAGGUACGCCGGUCUUGGAGCCAAACCCGGGGGAUCGGAUUUCCUGAGAAAAAGACUUCAGAAAGGGCCAAAGUAUUUUGAUUCCGGCGACUACAACAUGGCCAAAGCCAAAAUGAAGAAUAAGCAGUUGCCAUCAGCCCUGUCGGAGAAGUCCGAGAUCACUGGCGGUCACAUCCCAACGCCUCAGGAUUUGCCUCAGAGAAAGACUUCUAUUGUGGCAAGCAAGCUGGCUGGCUGAUUGCUCUGCUGUUGUUACCAUUCCCACCACUGAGUCAAACCCACCUACCUACCUUCUGCUGUCUUUUCACUUCUGUGUGUUCUUUUCAAAGUUCAAACCAAACAUGUGAGAAAGGAAUUUAAAAGUCAGAUCCAGCAAGUUGGAAUUCUAAAAUGCUCUGAAACAAGAGCCAUGACUUGCUUGCACGUGAUUUCACACUUAAAAAUGAGUGCUACCUCAUUUUGGUAUAAUAUUUCACUUUUGAAAAAUACAGGGUGCAGGAGGAAAGCAGUGUGUAGAGGCUUGUUUGUUAUUGACAAAAAGAAUCUUGUUGCUGAAACUCUUGCUAAGAAGCCAGUGACUUAAUAUUGGGUAAAAUAGUCAUUUUUGCAUUUGGAUAUGUCCCUCAGUUGAACUUUUUAAGUACAAAUGCUCAUGUGGAGUCAUCCCUCUGUUCUAUUGAUGCAUCAAAUAUUCUCACACCUCGGUGUAUAAUAUCAGGUCUGAUUGCAUACAGUUGUGUUUUAAUGGGUUUCUGACAGUGGUCUCCGAAGACUUGAAGAACGGGCUCAUCAUCCAAACUCUCGAAAUGGCCUUAAUUGAAGUAUACUGUUUUUCUUGAGCAAUAUUUGCUGUCAGAAGAGUCAUGUCACUGUUCGACUUGAAUGGUUUAGGAUUUUAAGGAAGGAAACUAAUAAACUAUGUACUGUAUGUGGAGUGGGGUGUGUAUGUGCAAACACACUGUGCCAUUUGUUGUGUAAAUAAAAUAAAUUUUGCAUAAUAUUC
Hippocampus comes (tiger tail seahorse) is the source of this 1302-nucleotide messenger RNA. RefSeq names its product cAMP-regulated phosphoprotein 19-A-like. The record is from RefSeq and is a predicted model, not a curated record. Gene Ontology annotation, cellular component: cytoplasm. Gene Ontology annotation, molecular function: protein phosphatase inhibitor activity. The transcript is spliced from 3 exons. NCBI's taxonomy places the organism in Eukaryota, Metazoa, Chordata, Actinopteri, Syngnathiformes, Syngnathidae. Bases 181 to 537 code for a protein of 118 amino acids.